This is a messenger RNA of Pyrus x bretschneideri (Chinese white pear), 2327 nucleotides long. Its product is annotated as E3 ubiquitin-protein ligase RGLG1. The coding region runs from base 934 to 2010 and encodes 358 amino acids. NCBI's taxonomy places the organism in Eukaryota, Viridiplantae, Streptophyta, Magnoliopsida, Rosales, Rosaceae. The record is from RefSeq and is a predicted model, not a curated record. Gene Ontology annotation, molecular function: DNA binding. The transcript has 13 exons.
CUUUCACAAAAAACCAAACCAGCCUUUCUGUGCCGCCUUUCACAAAAAACAAAACAAACCAUUCUGUACCGCUUUUUACCCGAUAAGUAAUGAACUUCCCUUUUUACCCCUCAAGACCAGAAACAGAAACGGCAGCCGCCGGCACGGACAACCCGAUUACUCCCCCUCUACUGAUAUGAAUUCUCUCUCUCUCUCGCUUCCCUCUAUCUCAGUUUCUCUCUCUAUCUUCCAGGGCCGAAAGCACUUUAAGGAAAAAUGAAUCCCAGUUUAUACUGAAUCUGCCGCUUAAUUACCCGGUUGCCGAAGUAUUUCUCUCUCCACUAAUGCCUUAUCCUAGGAAGAUAGAGAGAGAAACCGAUCCGGAGGGGAGAAAGAGAGAGAAAAAGAGGGAGAAAGAUUCCAGAUCUGGGAAUGUGGAGUGUGUUGCCGGAAUCGGAGCUCACGCCGCCAAACCCCUCCCCCCGCCCUCCUGACCGCCACUCAAUGCUGACAACAGAGCGAGAGUCCCCUUCCUCUCUCUCUUUCGUUGGCGGAGGACAUGAACGGCAGCGCCGCGGGAAGGGAGGUGGGCUACUGCCGACGGUGAACUUCUUCGCAAAGGUUUUUCUUGUACGUGCCCUAUAUAUUGGAAUGCGUAAUUUACGAAGACAGGAAUUUACACGUGUCAUCAUUUAAAAGGAAGGAUAGCGGGCCUGAAGAUCUUUCCCCUGCUUUUGCAGCACCGUGAAAGCAUGCAUAUUGUCCACAUUGCCCCGACGGACAAAAAUUCGAAACCACGAAAGAGGACAUAACAGGGUUUUGGGCCGUGUUCGGUGUUCCAUCACACUCGAUCAUUAACUGCUGUUUUUGGCUGAUUAGUCCAAGUGAAAAAGGUUCCUCCUGCAUUGUGAUUGCCAGUCUAGAAUUGGAGAAUUUCUGUUAAGAGUUGAGGUAAUGGGUGGGUGCAUUUUAACAAUGCGGGGGAGGGCGAAGUUGUCUCAAUCAAGGCCUUCUUCAAAGAGUGGAUAUCCUCAAGCCCAUUUGCCAGCUUCUGAAGAAACUCAGAGCUAUUACAAUUCCCUGAUUGAGGUGAUUCAGGCUCUUGAACAUGCUCGUUUUGAGUCUUCCAAUCUUAUUGUGGGUAUAGAUUUCACAAAGAGCAAUGAGUGGACAGGUGGAAGGUCAUUUAACAAAAGAAGCUUGCACCACAUUGGGGAUUGUCCAAAUCCCUAUGAACAGGCGAUAUCCAUUAUUGGAAAAACCUUGGCUCGUUUCGAUGAGGAUAACUUAAUUCCAUGUUUUGGCUUUGGAGAUGCGACAACCCAUGAUGAAGAUGUCUUCAGUUUUUAUCCGGAUGACAGACUUUGCAAUGGAUUUGAGGAAGUAUUGACAACCUACAGGGAAAUUGUUCCUUUUCUAAAACUUGCAGGUCCAACUUCAUUUGCACCUAUAAUUCAAAUGGCCAUGUCUAUAGUUGAGAAGAGUGGUGGCCAAUUCCAUGUCCUGUUGAUAAUUACGAGCGGUCAGCUUGGUGUGCAGAAGCAGAAGACAAUUGAUGCCAUUGUUGAAGCAAGCAAUCUCCCUCUAUCAAUUAUAUUAGUUGGUGUUGGUGAUGGACCCUGGGACAUCAUGAAGAGACUUGGUGACUCUACUUGUAGUCGGGCAUUUGAUAAUCUCCAUUUUGUGAAUUUUACGGACAUUGUGACAAAGAAUGUGCCCCCUUCACAAAAGAAGGCCGAAUUUACACGAGCAACUCUGAUGAAAAUUCCUUCUCAGUAUAUCGUAACAAAAAACUUAUCUAUGGCAGGUGGUCAGACUUUUAAGAGGGCUUCACCUGCUGUCAAUUCUGCCAAUGAGAAUGAGGAUUUGGACGGUCUUGUACAGGAUUGUCUGUGUGCAAGUAAUUCAGUGAACAUGGUCUUGUAUUGCGGGCAUCAGAUAUGUAGCAACUGCAAACCAAAGAUUUAUCAUUGUCCAUAUUGUCGGAUUCCUGUGGGCACCAAAGAUUACAAAUUGAUGAUUACAAAUUGAUAUAGGGAUCUGAAAAGACAUGAUUCGGAUGCAGGCGAGCCCUUCAGUUAUUGCCAAUGUGCAGAAGCAGCCAUUUACACGAUCAUGUUUUGUAAUUGAAUUGUUGCAGAAACUACACGAAAGUCAAAUAGUACGUAGUUGGAGACCGAUGAAAGAGGAAUAUUUGUGUCAAUAAUAGACAACGCUUUGUAACCUCCAAGAUCGGAUGUAAUUUGGGUGUAUAGAAUCAAGUACAUGGCUAAUGAUUUUACAUAGAGAUACAAAGCAGGGUUGGUUGCUAUAAGGUAUCAUCAAUAUGAUUGCUUAUUGCUAUUUGA